AUGCGGUCGGCUGCUCUCCUACUUGGUCUCUGCGCCUGGUCGGCUGCUGCCGCCAAGGCAACGCACUCGACAGUCCUAUACCAGCAAUUCUUUCCGGCCUGGGACGAGAUGCUAAAGGGCUACCUGGAGCACAAUUGCCAGGAAAACAUCACCAACUACCGAAAUGCCAGCUUCAAUGACACUCAUAUCAGCUACGCCGUAUUUGACUGCCUGUUGCAGCAGUUUCCCGAGUUUCGCAAGUCAGAGUUGGGUGCUGCAGCUGUUGUUCUUGGCCUCGCUCCGUCGAUUCUGCAAAUGGUCAGCCCUACGCCUGCCGAUACUGCCAUGCUCAGCCUCCGCCGGCCCGUUCUCGCUCUGUUGCUCAGUGUAGCUUCACCCGCGACCAUCUUUUCCACGGCUGCAAUCUAUGCGGAUAAGGUGGAGGCCUUAUCAAAACCGCUCUCGAGGCAAGCGCGCGGCAGCUUCCCUUAUACAGCGGGCAGACUAUUCGGCCACGGCUUCCUGACCCUGUUUCUGUCCGCGAUGCAGUAUCUCCUGGCACUAGCGGCCGUGGCCAACAGCGCGUACCGUACGUAUCAGCUGUGCGUUUGGACCGUGUGCUCCUUCUCGCCCAUCACCGUGUUCCUCCCCGCACUUUGGCAUGGAACGGUGGUGCUGCUGCAUCUCAGCGGCUGGGUCGCGCUGCGCUUAAACGUGCAGAGCGCGGAGAGGGUCAGUGAUGCAAAGCGCGCAGCGGGACACCACCGGCAAGACACAAAGGCUGGAUGGGCGAGCCGACUCAAGUCAUGCAUUGAGAACGAGACCACACCCUCGGCAUUCGCUGAGAAGUUGCCGGUGGAGAGCCGAGCGGCUGGUCCUGCGCCAUUCUUUUCUGCUGUGAUAGCAGCAUUGUACGCUGGUGCACCUGUUCAUCUCUUGUAUGGCACCCUAGUGCUUUCAAGCCUCACUUUCAUCAGCGCUUUUGAUUCCAUCGCCGUAGUAGCCUUUUACGCGAUGAGCACAAUAGUGAGUAAAGCCAUUCUGUAUUUUGAGUGCGCGGGUAUCCAGGCCGUUGCGAGCCAGGAUUUAGAAGCAACGACCGAGGGAGAGCAGAUGAAUGGGUAUUCCACGCUCUAG
Molecule: messenger RNA, 1116 nt
Organism: Beauveria bassiana ARSEF 2860
Lineage: Eukaryota; Fungi; Ascomycota; Sordariomycetes; Hypocreales; Cordycipitaceae
Exons: 3
Coding region: 1-1116 (371 amino acids)
Source: RefSeq, a predicted model, not a curated record